Magnolia sinica is the source of this 333-nucleotide messenger RNA. RefSeq lists its product as uncharacterized. NCBI's taxonomy places the organism in Eukaryota, Viridiplantae, Streptophyta, Magnoliopsida, Magnoliales, Magnoliaceae. The coding region runs from base 1 to 333 and encodes 110 amino acids. The record is from RefSeq and is a predicted model, not a curated record. The transcript has a single exon.
AUGCCAUAUCUGGACUGGUUUGUGAUUGUAUUUAUUGACGACAUCCUGGUCUAUUCAAAGAGUCGGGAAGAGCACGAACAACACUUGCGCACGAUCUUGAAUACUAUGAAGGAGAAUCAGCUGUACGUCAAGCUGAGCAAGUGUGAAUUCUGGGAGGAGGAAGUGAAAUUCCUGGGGCAUGUAGUGAAGGCAAAGGGAAUAGCGGUCGAUCUAGCUAUGAUGGAGGCAGUGUCUAAGUGGAAGCAUCCCACUACAGUGACCGAGGUUUGGGGUUUCCUAAGCAUGGACGGGUACUACCGACGCUUUAUUAAGGAAUUCUUCAGAAUCACGUGA